Molecule: messenger RNA, 28101 nt
Organism: Podarcis lilfordi (Lilford's wall lizard)
Lineage: Eukaryota; Metazoa; Chordata; Lepidosauria; Squamata; Lacertidae
Source: the annotation of a GenBank genome assembly
CCCCCUAAAGUGAGUGGUGUGACGAACAUCCCAUUCAAACCAGCAGAACAAGGAGACCUCGUGUGCAUGUCUACCCAGAAGUAAGUCCAGCUGAAAUCUGCAGUGCUCCCCCCCCUUUAAGUGUGAACAGGAUUGAAGCCCAAGUCCCUUUUGCUUUCAACGGGACUUAAGUUGGAAUCUUAUGCAUGCUUUCCCAGGCAGUAUGUCCCACUGGACACAGCAGGAUUUAGUAACAUCCUUAGGGCUGUGCUGUUCAGUCUUCAUGACUUAUUCUGGAUUCGUGGUCCAGUUAGGCGUGCCUCUCCCUACUCGUUUCAAUACCUAACUCUGCACAGGCUCAAACUGCACAGAAUUAUUUCACAACAUAAAGCAGUCCUUUUCCCACACCGGCUUUGAGAUGGAUGCCUGACCGGGCUAUUCUUGCCAACAGUUGCGUGAAGAGCUGCCCCUUGGGGAGUCUGUAGAUGAGGAAUGUCAUCCCAGAAGGGGAAACUGGGCGGGGACGCGAAAGGAGCAUGGCUUUCCUAAGCAUGAAAAACUGCCCGGCAUCCUACAUCGCGAUCAUUUAGCAAGAGUCUCGAACGGAGCGGCCACUGAAGAUGCAACAAUCCGGUGGUCCUAAACAUGACCCUUCGGAACUGAUCCCCGCACCGGGUUCCAUGGGGCUUUCUAAUGAGGAUGUUUAGAAUGCCGGCGUUCUUCUUACAGAACCCUUCUUCGCUGCCCGAAAACGUGGCGCGAUCGAACCUGCUCCCCCUUCCAUGCCCUGCAGCCGCACUUCUCCCUUGCACACCAGGUUCUCUCCCCCACCCCUAACUAUAGCGCCUUGGCAAUGGGGCGCUGCUUGCUCGCUUCUUCUCCACGCGUUUGCAGGCGACGACUUCUCUCUCUCUCGCUCUCUCUGGGGGCUGCUUGCUGGAGCUGCGGCAGGAUGGGGGCCCUGCGUAAGGUUGCGGGACGGCAUGUGUGUGCGUGUGUCGUGGGGCAGAGGGAGAGGAGAGGCGGAGAAGAGAAAGGAAGUAAGGCGGUGCGGCGGGGGGGGGGAGGCUGCAGUGUCUUCAGGACUGAGCCGGCCGGCCGCGCGUGCGCGCUGGGUGCGGAGCAGAGAGGUCAUUCCCCCCUCCCCUCCCUUCCCUCAUCACCAUCGGACCGAGCAAAGAAGGGGAGCAGCCAGAGUGAGGCUCAGGCGUGCAGCGUCACGGCGGCGGCGGCGGCUCCAAGCCUCGCCCAGGCAAGAGGCAGCGAGGAGGGAGGGAGUCUCUGCGCGCGCGCGGGUGUGUGUGGUGUGUGCGCGCGCGCACGGGCGGGGAGGACUCCGAGGGCUCGGCCAGGGAGGCGGCGACGGACGCGGGGAGCGGCAGCGCCGUCCGGUAGGUAAGAGGCGGCGGCGGCGGCCACGGGAGGGACGGCUGGGUGGGGAGGACGACGACGAAGACGACGACGAGGGGGAAGGGGGCCCGGCGCCGAACGCGUGAGGGGACGCUGGCGGUUAGUGCCUGACACAAGCGGGGUGGGGGUGGGGGGCGGCGGCGAGGGCGAGCCGGGAUGUGGGGGGGGGGGGAGCGGCGGCGGCUCCGCUUUGCAGGCGGGACAAGGUUCCUCAGAGAGAACAUGGCGGAGGCGGAACCGAGCCCGGCCGCUCCCCUCCUCGGUAAGGGGGGUGGGGAAGCCGGGCCCCUCUUGCCUCAGCUCUCUCUUCCCUCCCCCCACCCCGUCGCUUCCUUAUGGCCGCCUCCCCGGGAGAAGUUAGAGCGGAAGGGGAAAGUUGGAGCCCCUUUGGCGAGGCCGCCCGCAGUUGGGACCUGCCGGUAAGGAGGAGAGGGCGGCGGCGGCAGCAGCAGCAGCAACCCCCACUCCCCACCCGCCCUGCUUGUAGCCGGGAAGAAACUCCGCCGGACUCCCGUGGCGUCGGCCUCUGCUGGAAGCCGCCGCCCCGCCUAGUCCGGCUGGGUCGAAGCGGCUCACUGUUUCCAUUCUCCGCCCCAGCGGGGAAGCAGGGCGGCCGCUUCCCAGGCGGAGAUAGGCCUCUUCCGCUUUCCAGCCUCUUGCCAGAAUCUGUUCGCAUCCCCCUUAAAAAAAGAAGAAGAAAAGAACGAGCGGCAUUUGAACGCGGGGUCAGACUCCGCGUCAAAUCGGGCCGAAUCUGAAUUGAGAUCCGGGCCCUGCUCUGCUGAACUCACAUUUGCACAUAUAUAUUAGGGGGGGAGGGGGGACCGCUCGGAAAGAGUUGACGGGGGAGUGCUGCAUUGAUUGCAGAUUUGCCCCCGUUACAGAAAACCAGACAAAUUGGAGAGAGAAAUUGAGGGUGGGUGUGGGGAUCCACCCUGUACUACUACCCCCUCCCCCCUUUGUGGUAUUUCUAGCAAGUAUGAGAUAUCUGAUGUCUUGGACUUCAAUGCAGUGCAACCACUAAAGUCAGUGGGUGUUAAUUUUCAUUAAAAUAGGCUUAAGGCGUCAGGUUAAGAGGAAUCAGAGCAGUUCUAGCUGGGCACAGUGAAGUUAACUUCACAAAAUGGAAGUCAGUGCUACCCACCACCUCUUUAUAAUAAAUCAUAGAAUUGUAGAGUGAGAAGGCACCCCAAGGGUCAUCUAGUCCAACACCUGCAAUGUUGGAUUCCUACCCAUAGCUGUCUCUGAGUGGGCUCCAAGCACUAACCUUUCGGUUAAUAACCAGAUACACUUGACCCAAUAUGCUACAGGAGGUGGCCAUGUUUCUUAACUAUUCUGGGUUUUAGUGGCAUCUCUGCCUAACGCACAGACUCUCUUCACUUUCUUGUGCUGUGCUGAAUGGCUGUACAGUUUCUAGUUGAUGUGUCCUAUAUCAGUAUCUGAGAGUAACUUCCUGUCUAAGAAACUAAAUCCAAAUGAGACUAAAAUGAUUGUCAAACCCCAUGAUUUCAUUGGAGGUGGAGAGUGGCCUUGAGGUGCUCUUGAAACUAGCACCAUGUUCAGAAAGGAUACAGGUGUGCCUGGAAAUGUUUUUCACCAAUUUUUUCUGCCUCGGACAUUAAAUCUAAUAUUUCAGGCUUCGAUACUUCUAUAGUUUGACUACUAUAGUUGCUUCUUGGCAAGAUUAUAAAUGAAGAUUAGAUGAAGAUUAGUUUAGAAUGCUUCAACUUGUUCAGAAUGGUGAGGCUUUGGAAAUUUAUCUCUCAUUGGGAUGUGUCAGUGGCAUAAAUCUCAUGCACUGGCUUUUUGCACCUUUCUGGGCAUACGUCUUUAUGUUACUUUUGUUCUAUAAAGCCCUUAAUAGUUUUAUAAUCAAAUACUUUCUCAUUCCCUUUAUCCAAACAACAGCCUGUUCUAUCAAGAGCAGCCCUGCUCUUCUUUUUUUGAGUGGCAAAGAUAUAUAGAUAAUUUUUUGACUACUCCACAAAUAUGGAAACUUAUUCCCCUUACGGACUUACCAAACAACACCUGGAAGUUUAGCAGAAGCAGUGGAAGACCAUUCUGUUUCUGCUUUACUUUUGUUACUUUCAGUUAAGACAGCGGAGUAUUGUUGUAAAUGUGAACAAUAAUCCUUCCUGAGCCAUGAGAAUUUGGUAGGACACAACUUAAAUCACAAUUUAAGUAUAAGAGUGCAAUGAACAACUUCACCAACUAUAGCAGUGGAAAUGCUAAUGUGAAUUUUAUUUUUCCUUGAUAACCUCCCCCCCCCCCAAAAUAUAUUGACGGGUCAUGGGUUUAGAAUGGCUAGUAUAGUGGCUUGUGAAAUAUUUUUUCACCAAUUUUCUUCAGUUACGUUGAUUUGAGUACUGAUUUUCUAGAAAUACUUGGGAUUCCAUAAGAUCCAAUACAGUAUUCUCCAUUUUUCCUUGAGAAAAUAUUUGAAUCCUCAUCUCCAGCAAAUAUUCCAAUGUGGGAAGUUUGUUUUAUUCUUCCAAAUAAAAUAGCAGACUUUGCGCAAUACUAGUUAAUCUUCAAAAUUAAUGCUUAGUUGUAAACAUAGACUUGCAUCUUAAGCUCUUACUCUGUUAACAGGAGUUCUAUUCAUGGGGGGGGAGUACAAUUACUCUUGGAAGGAUUCUUUCUGUGUGCUGAACUUCUGUGAAUGGAAGUUCCUUCAAGUCACAGAGUAAAAUAUUAGAAUUGAAGCCAUACAUCUAGUAUGUCAUCUAGAUGUAUGAAGCUUUAUUGGUGGACUUCUAGGAGCAGAACAUGUACUGCUUUAGUUUAGUGUUGAACUAGGUGUGGGAGUUUGCAGACUAGUUUAGCCAGUUGAAACCCAUUGCCAUCAGUAUGCAUUCCUUGCUUUGAUCCGGUAGAGUGGAACCUCUACCUGCGACCAUAAUCCGCUCCGGAGGUCGAAACGGGUCGCUGGGAGAGGUGCCGUUGUGUGCGCAUGUGUGAACGGCGAUUGCCGUUCCUGCGCAGAUGCGAACGGUGGCAAACCCACCAGUUACGUCCGUGUUUGUCACGGAUGUAAUGGAUGAAAUGGAUGUAAGCAGAGGCGGACGCAAGAAGAGCUUUGACUGUAUUAGUACAGUAAAAGGAUUUACCUGGCUCAGUAUGAAAGUAAUUGCUACAUGUUUCAGUAUCUUGGCAAUUUUUGUAUAGUUGUAUUUGCACUUGUGAUGUGAUAUCCGAAGAAUGAUUAGAAAACAAACAAGAAACAAGCUUAAGAAAUGACUUGAACUUGAGUUUUGUAAAACAAGGUGAAGAACAUGAAAUGACAUAAAGGACCAGUUGUGCAAGACAUUGAAAUAUAACUAUCAUUUGGGCUUCAGAACCAAUUAAAUGCAACAGGACCAAACUGCAUGUGAGGGCAGUUGCCUAUUUUUAUUCACGUGUCUUCCCUGUUUACAUAUAAAGUUGGCAGUGGUGGCUAAUUUUCGCAUUGAAAGAGGCAAGUGGUUGAGGAGAGCUGAAUCCUCCUCACCCGUCCAUGAUUGGUCAAUGUUCUCCCAGCUGAACUUCAAUAUUGAAAGUGAGUUGGCCUAGAGAAAAGUUUAAAAAAAAAGGUAGACACUUGAAUAAACAAAUAUGGCCGUCCCUAUCUAGUUUGUGCCUUAACACCAGUUCAUUUCAGCACUUGUUCUCUACACAGAGAAAGGUCUCCCAUACAUUUGCCCCCUUUACACAUAUAUGCACAUUCAUAGAAGUUGUGUUUGGCUGCAUGGUAUUGAAGCAGUUUCAAGUUGUAUUUUUAAUUCUAAAACAUGGAAGAUAGAAAAAAAUACUGCAAUCUAAAUGGUAUCGAAUAACUCCUGACAAUUGAUAAGUUGAAGAGAUGGUGUUGGCGCCUAUGUUGGAGACAAAGUGAUGGAUAGUUUAUAUAAUAGUGGCCGUGCUUAGCAUGUGGUUCCAAAUAUUGUUUUCAGAUGGUGAACUCUUGAAAAUUCAGCUUAAGAGAAAUCAGCUUUCCUAAAGAAAGGCCUUUUGGUGGCAGUAAGGCAUCUAUAGUACAGUGGAAGACAGGAGUGCCUGGCGUGCUCUGGUCCAUGGGGUCACGAAGAGUCGGACACGACUAAACAACAACAACAACCUCUGGAUACGAACGGGAUCCGUUCCGGAGCCCCGUUCGCAUCCAGAAGCAAACGUAACUAGUGAUGGCACGUCUGCGCGCACGCGCGUCACUUUUCGCCGCUUCUGUGCAUGCGCGUAACGUCAUUUUGAGUGUCUGCACAUGCGCAAGCUGCGACACCCGGAAGUAACGCGCUUCGUUACUUCCGGGUUGCUGUGGAGCGCAACUCGAACACGCUCAAGAUGAAGCAUAUGCAACCCGAGAUAUGACUGUACUUUGAUUAAUGUGAUAGAAAUGGCAGUUAGGUGGUUGUUUAGGUAACAUGCAUUGAAUAAAGUUAGGUAGUAAAAAUAAUUGUGAAGAAGCGUGUUCAUGCUGCCAUUAAUUGAUAAAGAAAUAUUGCUGCCUAAAUAAAUGUAUUUACAGUUUACAGGUGAAAACGUUUAUUGAAACCUCCAAUAAACUCUGUGAUACAGAAUACUUAAAACAGUUCUAAUUUAUAAAACUAGCGGAAGUUUAUUAAGAUAGCAGACUUCUAAAUUCUUGGUGAGUCUGCAGUCAGAACAGUGGAAUUUUCUUCCUUGUCAGAAAUCAGUAAACUGACAGAAGGCUGCAUGUAGCUGUUCAAAGGAAGACACAUCUAAAAGAAAGGAGGACCUUUCCAUACAUCAUAAUCAGAAGAUUUUGGCCUUUUAAAAGUUUUCUUUAUUUAUUGCUGGACCAAUAGAAAAAGUUUUCAAAUGACUGGUCAGAAUUUUUUUAAAACAUUAACUUUAUAAGAAGAAACUAGAUACAUCUACAAAGAUGCUUCUUAAUACUUUGGUUAAUUACAAAAUCAAAUUAAUUUCAUUGUUAACCAUAACAUUAUAAUGAAUUAUAACUAUAAUAUUGAGUAAAGACUCUAUAAAUGUGAAUGAUUAAUUAAAUAGUUCUCUGGUUUUUAUUCUUGCAACAAUUAAAGUAAUAGUGCCACUGUAUUCUGCUCUGGUCAGACCUCACCUGGAGUACUGUGUCCAGUUCUGGGCACCACAGUUCAAGAAGGACACUGACAAACUGGAACGUGUCCAGAGUAGGGCAACCAAAAUGGUCAAAGGCCUGGAAACGAUGCCUUAUGAGGAAAGGCUAAGGGAGCUGGGCAUGUUUAGCCUGGAGAAGAGGAGGUUAAGGGGUGAUAUGAUAGCCAUGUUCAAAUAUAUAAAAGGAUGUCACAUAGAGGAGGGAGAAAGGUUGUUUUCUGCUGCUCCAGAGAAGCGGACACGGAGCAAUGGAUCCAAACUACAAGAAAGAAGAUUCCACCUAAACAUUAGGAAGAACUUCCUGACAGUAAGAGCUGUUCGACAGUGGAAUUUGCUGCCAAGGAGUGUGGUGGAGUCUCCUUCUUUGGAGGUCUUUAAGCAGAGGCUUGACAACCAUAUGUCAGGAGUGCUCUAAUAGUGUUUCCUGCUUGGCAGGGGGUUGGACUCGAUGGCCCUUGUGGUCUCUUCCAACUCUAUGAUUCUAUGAUUCUCAACUGUGCCAGUCUUGGCUAAUGGAAUAUUAAUAUCAAGAAAAAAGGUGGUCAGCUUACCAAGUCUUAAUUAUAUUUGUCAAAUUUUAUAUCCUAUCAUUCCAACGUGGUUUUCAAGCCAGCCAUGAGUUUACAUGGCAGUUUACAUUUCCCCCUUAUUCAUCCUCUUAAUGCAGUUUCCCCCAUUUCCUCUUUGACAUUAAUGUGGAGUUCAUUGCCUCCACAUUUUUGCCAUUGUUUGCCAUUCUUUGCAAAAAUUCUAAUUCAAAGUAAACCACCCAAUCCAUUGGGCAGUAUGUAAGUUGCUCUUGAGCAGUCUGUGUAAAUGUAUGACCAAAGUGCAGUGCACUGUAAAGAUGCUGUUGAGCUGUGUGUUCUGUUUAAAGGUGUUAUUGGUGUCAGCAGUGCAACAAAAAUUUAGAGAUCUUUCACAGGUCUCAGAAUUGAUCAAACUGGUUUCCUGAGUCAGAAAAUUCAGGGUAAAGGAGAACGUCUUCUAAGAUAGAUUACUAGUAGUAAAACCUAACUUUGACUCCUCUGUGUUAUCAGCUGUAAGAAAUUUCCUGCAAGACUUUUCUUUAAUACUAUUUUGGCUUUAUUUCCCCUUAACAUAUUGGCACCAUGGGCGUCGAUGAAACCUUUCUGGGGAAAAAUGCAUUUGUGGGAGCAUGCCAUGCAGACUUUAGCAUGAAGUACUUGGCAAGACCCAUGCAAACAUACUAAUGAUUCUUAGGUGAUGGUGAAUUGUCUUAUGAACAUUUGUGGACAUGGGCUUGAUUGGGGCAGUAGACAGGGUGAGUACCUUAUAAGGUUCACAGUGCAUGUGCAGGCUUUCUUAUGUUGGUGUUUAUUACAAUUCUUGAAGUAGCGCAGAUGUCAAACUCUUUAAAUUUUCAAAGCCUUGCCUCUUUGUUCAUCAAAGUACAGACUCCCCAGAACACAAAUUCCAUAGCUCAAAUAAAUGUGCAAAUUUGCAGGACUUACUCAGCUUUCAUAAUUGAAUAUAUUUGACCGGUUUGUGAAUCAGAAUGGUGUGUAAGAAGUGUCUGCCCUCAAAAGUGGUAGUUACUGAGAACACACUUUUGUUCUCACCACGACCUUUAUCAGGCUUUUAAAAUUAAGAAUGGAUAACUCACACAGGGUGGAGGCAUUUUCUUUUGUCUUAAAUGGUUGUUGACUACUGAUAGCCUAUCCCAAGGAAAUGAGAAAAACUUAGUAUCCAGCAAUAGGAGUGAGGAGUUACAGAAAGUCUAAUGGAGAGAGCAUAAUUUGUAGGGGCAAUGUGUUGAAGGUAGGAGGACAACACAGCACAUAAUAUUUAAAGAAACUGGAAUGUUGGGAGCAGAAAGACUUGAUUGAAGGGUGUAAUUAGGUGGGAGGGAGACUAAAAUAGUUGAAGGAUAGUAGAAAUAAACAAGGUAGUUGGGUAGUAUUGAGUUCUAUGGCAAUAAUAAUAAUAAUUUAUACCCCGCCCAUCUGGCUGGGCUUCCCCAGCCGUUCUUGGCAGCUUCCAACAAAAUAUUCAAAAUACAUUAAAACAUCAGUCAUUAAAAACUUCCCUAAACAGGGCUUCCUUCAGAUGUCUUCUAACAGUCAGAUAAUUGUUGAUUUCCUUGACAUCUGAUAGGAGGGCCUCCCACAGGGCGGGUGCCACUACUGAGAAGGCCCUCUGCCUGGUUCCCUGUAACUUUCCUUCUUGCAGUGAAGGAAGUGCCAGAAGGCCCUCGGCGCUGGACCUUAGCAUCCGGGCUGAACAAUGAGGGUGGAGACGCUCCUUCAAGUAUACUGGGCUGAGGCUAGUAUGCAGGGCAAGCAUAUGAUUAUUUCUCUGUGAAUUUAAGAGCUGCUGAACUCUAUAAAUUGAUCUACAUACUUCAUCAUAUACAUGCAGCUUACUUUAUAUGCAAAUAGGCAUGGAGUGAUUUUCCUUUAUAAGGAGGGCUUCUCCACCUGAGUUUAAAUGGGUUGUCCUAUAUGGAACUGCUUUGUGUCAUCCUGUUAACUCCUGGUCUUAAAUUCACCUGAUAAUCCAGGGGGGCUACUAGGCAGUGACCUCUUCCUUUCACUGUAAUUGGUUUGUCUUUGUUACUGAAGCAACACAAUGGGCCGGUACAUCCACUGUCACACCUACAGAUGUAAAAGAGAAGUAGAGCUGUGUGUAAUAAUCAGCAUAUUGCUGACAAUUUACUCCACAACUGAAUAACCUCACUCACUGGUUUCAUGUAGAUGUUCAUCUAGUCCAACCCCCUGCAAUACAGGACUGUGCAGCUGUCCCUUAUGGGGGAUCAAACCUGCAACCUUGGCAUUACCAGCACCACAUUCUAACCAACUGAGUUAUCAGAUCAUUGCACUAUCAGAUGCUUGCCCUCUUCAGGUGACAUAUUUUGGUGGAACAAUGCACACAUAUUUAAUGCAUAGCUCUGCUUUAAGGGUUGUACCCAGAGACUGCAUGAGUGGAUAUCAGGUUGUGCAACUGAUCUUUCUCUUCGCCUUCUCCCGCUGUUGGGGGGUGGGAGUGGGAAACACUCUCCAGGAAUUUGGGGAAGCCCUAGUGGAAGAGUGCAGGUCUAGAGUCAGUAGCAUAUUUAUCUGUGGUGUAAAGAUCUAAUCUUCCUCUUCCCUUCUUUCCCCUGAAGCCCCUUGGCCCCCCAAAACUCUGUCCAGAGGGUUGAGGUCAGGGAGCCCUGAACAAUGGGAUGUAUAUUGUACAGGGCUUUAGUGGGAGAAGGGAAUUACUCAAAAUAGCGCAAAAGGAUUUUAUACCAGCAGAAUUCCCACAGGGUUAUAGUGAGAAGAAAUUUUGGCUGGCUACAUAGUCAGCUAAAUUUUGUUGACCCAUAUAGUUCAACUUCUACUUCUGACUGUGAACAUCUAUAUUAAUGAUGCUUCUGUUAUUGGAAGGUAAUUAAUUAAUUAAUACUAAUUUUUGAAUGACUAUAUUUGCUUUGACGCUUUUGAAAACCUCAUCCAGGAAAUGUGCAAGAAACAUCACUGAUAGUGUUCAUAAAAACAUGCCAGUUGACUUCUGUAUUGCGCUAUUUGUCUCAAAAAUGGACAAUAAUUGAUAUCCCAGAGACUUAAAAUGAUAUAUGUGUCCCUCAAAAAAUUAAAUAUGGGUGUCAUGCGGUAUGAUCAGUGGUUUAUGUAACUAUUUAUAGGAUUGUUUUUGUUGGAAACUUCCAGGUGUUGGAAAUUUUGCUCUAUGUGGUAUUGUUAUGCAAUUGCUUUAUGGUUGCUUUCUCUAUAAAGUUGACACAAAGCAAAAUGUUAUCUGAGUAGAGGUGGCUAAAAAUAGUGCACUAUGUGAUAGUCCACAUGCAAUAAACUUUGAUGUAGCCCAGUAAAUAAACUUAUCCAUAAGCUAGUUCUGAAACAAAUGUUUUUUGAAUGUAUGUGCUGUUUACUAAACACAGCAGUGGUUUCUGGGCCUUCUUGUUCAAGGGUUAGUCUAGAUAGUUGGCAGACACACACUUACUAUUGGACCAAUAUAAAUAAUCAAAUGAAGAAGAGGGAGCAUGUUUUCUGGAAAAGCUCAUUAGCUCAUGGUUGAAGGGGGGCGUUCCUAGUGCUUGGUAGUAAUGUGAAAUCUGAUUGUUCUGCAUAAAAGAACAAAAUACUUCAGUCACAACAGGGAUAGCAUCAGAGUUCCUGAAUUGGGCAGAGCAUCAUCUAAUGUCAAUAAAGGCCAUUCACAUCAAGGGAAUCCAACACAAAGGCUUUUCUGCACAGCAGGGAAUCAAUAUCACAAGCUGGAAGUGGCAAUUAAAUGAUGUAGCUUGCUGCAUCUAGGAGCUAGAACUUAUUUGUUUCAGCAGAUAAUACUAAGCCUGCUCACUUUGUCUAGUAAAAAAGACCCAUAUUAGCAAACGAUCCACUUUUUUCAAAAACCAAGGUCUGUGCUGCUUUCAAUUUUACUAGGAUGAAUGCUCAAAUUGUUCUGCUAAGGUUGUCGUAAAUAAUGUGAUGUCUUCCACGACUUCGGUGGAACUUGCACAACAGGAAGGCCUAAUUAUUGCUAAUCUGUCACUUUGGUCUCGCUUAGCUUUUCUUAGAAAGGAAGUUGGGUUAUAAGUUAUUUCCAAAAAUGGCUUCAUGUAUAAAACACAUAUUUGACAAUGAGUUAAUGAUUUGUUAACUGUCAGAUCUUUUUUAACUGUUGUAAGCUGCUCCAAAAUAUUCCUGUUUCUGGGUUCACACAAGCAAAUUUUAACUAUCAGUUAAAUUUCACUUUUGUGAGAACCAGUCUGGAACUGUAUUAUCUUUCUAACCAAAUUAAUAACUUUUACCCUGUACAGACUCUUCUACUAAUGUUAUUAAACGUGAAGCCCAAAGCUAAAUUCAGUGUGCUGAGCAAGAUUAGCUUGGACUACAUUCUCCCUGACAGCUUCACCAGUCUCUCGCCCCCCACCACCACCACCCCAGUGUUCUAUGUAACCUAAGCACAUUCCUAUCGCUUUGUACUUUUGUAAUGAAGAGAUCGCAAAGCAAGGAGAGAAAGUAUGUUGCCCAGUAGAUAAUGGAUGUGGAUGAAAAGGCUACUUAGUGAUGAGAGCACUUUUGUUCUCAAGACUGAAGUUUCACUUGAUUCAAGAAUGUAUAGACACAGAAUUACGCAACUGUGGCAUUCAUGUUUUUAGGCACACAUGCAAAAUAUUUUCUUUGACCUAUAGGUCAAAUAAACUUUAGUUCUUGUCAAAACACUUGGCGAAGAAUCUGAGUAAGUGGUGUAAUGAAAACAGAAUGUUGAUGAGUCCUCCUCUUCUAUCUAGUUCAUAUUAUGUAUUCAAAUAGGGCACAUGUGCUGUAACCCACAUUUUCGAAGUGCUAAAUUGCUUUGGACAAGGGUUUUUAAAGGACCAUCUUCCAGAUAUAACUUCCUGUUUUCACUGGUUAUCGCUGGAAGCCCUGCUCAGAGUUCCAUCACUGAGAGGCGUGUAGCUGGUGGGUGCACAUUACAGGAAGGCAUGGAGGCUGUUUCAAAAGCUGCUUUGCAGCAUUAAUCCAGGAAACUCUGGUAUUGGGUUUAAAUGAGAGGCAUGGAAAGACUUGCAAAACCAUUGUGGUGCAUAAUGACAUCAUAUCAUUGAUAGGUUGGUGCCCACCUAUCAACUUUGGCACACAAAGCCAAUCCUGAUAAGAAUCUGGUCCCCAGAGGCAAAAAGUUUCCCCCUACCCUGCUUUAACUCCAUCCAACUUUCCAUUCUGUGCCCUUGCUGUCAAUCAGUUUCCCACACACUCUUCUAUCACAUGCUCCUUGUGUGCUUUCAGUUGCAUUUGAGGCUAGGGCAGUGUAUGUUGUGCAAUUCAGUUGGUGGAACUGGUGAACUUACGAUACUGUUGACCUAGCCUGAAGCAUUAGAUAUGGAUAUUUCUCAUAUGCACAAACAUCAGUUUUGUUUGCAUAACUCUUGUUAUAUACUUGUAUAUAUACUUGGUUUUGCAAAUCUAAUAAGGAAGAACGGAACUUCAACUUUGCAUUUGGCUAUUUUCAGCUCAAUAGGUAUAUGGGUCCUGAUUUAGGAGGUAGUAAUGAAGUUUUUUCCCCCCUAACCCCCUAAUGCCACACUCAGCUGUUCUGUUGUUGUUGUUGUAGUUGCUGCUGCUAGACUUCCUAUUCUUGACUGACUUGAGUGUAGCCUUUCGGUAAUGAAAAGCCAAGAUGUCUGCUGCAGUGUUCGAAGCUAGGCAUUAGACACGUUCCAUGAUAGGGAAUGGUAUGUUUGUGAGCAAUUUCAGAAGUCUUGUCAUGAUGUAUGUGCCUGAGACUUGAACUUAAAAUUGCCUCCUGCUGCCCAAGUGAACUGUCACCACUUGCACCACAGCAUGGGUCAGCUGACUGGCGCUGUGGGUGCGGGAGUAGAAAUGACUCCCCGCACGACUCUAGAGUAAAGUCACUGCUGCCUCCUCCAUGGGCUGCAUCUACCCUUCCUGGCUUGCUGUUGCUGGGCUUCCUCCUCUCCUCUGUCUGCUGCAGUGAGAAAGAGUGAGCAAGCAGUCAAGGGCGGGCAGGACUUUGGGGAAACUUUUCCCUCAGUAUCUACUGAAAAAGGACCUGCAUGCUUUCUCUCUCUGCUGGCUUCACAGUUUCUCCACAAUGUGAUUUUUGCAUAGCACAAAUACACGUCAUUGAUUCGCGAUAUAUUGCCAGGUCAAAAAUUAUGAAACCAAUAUCAUGACAUGGACUUCCAAUUGGUUUUGGACAAUAUAUUGACAAUAUAUAGCCCCUUCUUUUCUCGCCUCCCCAACUCCUGUAGGAUCCUUCCCAUUAGCUUUCAAAUUUAGGCUAUUAUUGUGGUGGCCUAUUCCCCCCCACACACCCUCUUUUUGGACUUUUCUGCACCCUAAACCUGGCCAGCUGCUUUAGUGGAGGAAGCCAUGUGAAGCAUUCUGAAUUCUUUGCCAUUUCACUCAAACAUUCUGAAGAAUGGCUUGCUCCUAUAUGUUAAUUGCCUGCACAUUAACAUCUCCUUUAGAGGCUGUCAGUGUGUCCUUGACUUUGGUCUUUUGUCUCGUGGCAACUGGGUAUACGACUUUUUGGGGGGGGGGGUCCAGGGUAUCCCAUCUUUAGAAUUCCCCCCUCAGAAAGAUCUGUCUGGCACCAUUCCUCUUAACAUCUCUUAGCACUGCGUUAAAAUGAUUUUCUUUACAGAUGCUAUGCCUCUGUUUUUAUGGUGCUGCUUUUAUUGAUACUUGUUUUUUCCUGGAAAGAAAUUUUCCAGGUAAAAUCAGUAUUUGUAACAUUUUAUUUUAAUAGUAAGACAUGAUCCCAGACAUGUAAGGUUACACAAAAAGAGUAUAUCAACUGCCACUGACUUUAUAGCUGUAUCAGGACACUGUGCUAGAUAUAUUACCUGCAGUGGAUAAGUGACUACGAUAUUUGCUAAACUUCUUCCAACAUACUUUUCAGACCGCCUAUCACAUAGAAAAAUUGUUACUGUUUUCAAACAAGCUAUCUGUACUUUUUGUUUGUUUGAAGUUUUAGUGCAAUAGUAUGAACACUCUGUACUAAUAGAAGAUUAAAAUUGAUAAGCCAAACUUGUGCCAUAUGCAGCUCAGUGUAACAGAUUCUUUUUUUUCUUGUAGAUAUUAAGGUGGUGACUCAACACUUGCACCAUGCGUGAAUAUAAACUAGUGGUUCUUGGUUCAGGAGGUGUUGGAAAGUCUGCGUUGGUGAGUGAUACUUUUUGGCCUCUUAUGACUAUGUCUAAGCAUAUAAAACUUGUAUAUUUCAUCUGAAACUCCCAGUAAGAUGUGUCUGGAUGUUUCAGGUGACUUCUGUGCACUGUGAUGUGCCCGAGUCCAGUUUUGUUAUGUGUGAAGCAUGUGUUUAGUAUUAAGUCAUAAGAUUCCAGAUCCUGGCAAGCAAUCCAAGAAAAGCACAGUUUUCGUGCUGUAAGCAUCAGUCUCUCUAUUAAACAUUCUAAGCAACCAAUACGUUAAUAGGCAGGUGGAAAGCAUUUCAGGUGUGUAAUAUGAACAUAAGCACAUAUACCGGUAUAUAUGUGUGCAUAUACAUAUGUUCUAUACCAAUUUUAUUUAUCUAUUUUUAACCUACCUAUAGUUCAGUUAGUACAGUCAAUGGAGUGCCCUAUUUUUUGUGUUUAUUGAGGGUUGGAAAGCUGUUCAUUUUGCUUUAAGAAAAAAAUUAAUGCUACAGUAAAAAUUGUCAAUGUUGGGAAGCUGGAAUUGGAAGUAGAAGUGGUUGUUGCAGAGACAAACAAAAUGUUCAUUUAUUUUUGAAUCUCUGUUGAACAAUAUUUGAAAAAUAGGUCAAUGGUUAGCUUCCAAUAAAUUAUACUAAUGCUUAAACAUGAAUUCCAAAAGGUAACAGGUAAAAUGUUUUAAUAGAUAAUAUCUAUCUGUAGCACCUUAUUUGGGCCUAAAAUUUGGCUUCAUUUUUAAAAACCUUAGUCAUUUGAGUUACUUCAGUCAUUUAUAAAAGGUAAUACAACUUAUUGUUACUUCAUCAUGACAAGAAUUUGUAUAACCUUAAAAAAAAAAGGAAAAAAGACUCCAAACUACCUCCGUCACCAAUAAAGAGAUUUUAUUAAGGGUGUGAGAUCAUCUGCCCCAAUCCAUUCUGAAUUUUCACUGUCUAAAAUUAGGCUGGAAAAAACUUCAAAAAUUGGGAAACACUGAGGAAGUCACUCAAAAUCUGGUGACCUUUUGAAUGUGUCUCAGCAUGGGGUUUGGAUAUUCAGAGCAAACACUGUUUAAUGGUAAAUGUCAGUCAGAGAAACCCUAUGCUAGUCUUUAUUCUAUUUUUUGUAGGAAAGCGGUGUGUGGAGGGUGAUAUCCAAAAUUGCAUGAGCACAUUUUCACUUCUUCCCCUUCCCUUUGCACUCAUCCUUAACUCCAGAAGGUCUUCCAACUCCUUAGAGAAGAUCUGGGGGACUACAGAGCCAGAGGAGGAGAAUAAUAAUAAUAAUAAUAAUAAUAAUAAUUUAUUAUUUGUACCCCGCCCAUCUGGCUGGGUUUCCCCAGCCACUCUGGGCGGCUUCCAUAGAAACAAAAAAUACAGUAAAAUAUCACAGAUUAAAAGCUUCCCUGAACAGGGCUGCCUUAAGAUGCCCUCUAAAUGUCAGGUAGUUAUUUAUUGCUUUGACAUCUGAUGGGAGGGCGUUCCACAGGGCGGGCGCCACUACCGAGAAGGCCCUCUGCCUGGUUCCCUGUAGCUUUGCUUCUCGCAAUGAGGGAGACGUCCCAUUGCACUUUCAGUAUAUAAAAGCCUCAUGCCAUCAGAUACAUAUGCAGAGAGAGUGCAGGUGUCACUCAGAUGCAAUAAGAUUAAGCGCAGCCCCCUUGAAGGCUUCCUGUCUUCAAUAUGUGGUAGUAAAGAAAAAGAGAGACACUGAUUUAAGCACCUUAUAAGGGGUAAACAGACAAGACACCGUGGCAUUGUCUGAAUCAAUUAAUAGUGGCUGAUGUAAUUUAUAUUACAACUGAGUUUAGUAGCACCUUCAUUGUUCAAGGCUGAACAGUUUUUCUCUGAAGCAAAGUUCAAAACUAAUGCUGGCUCUUAACCUUUCAAUUGACAUGUCAGUGUUCUGAAGAAACUUAAUAUAAAUAUAGGCAGCAAGCUAGAAACAACUUGUGCUUUCUAUGUGUGUAAUGAACUGUUUGCAGUUUAAAUGUUCCUUUUAAUAGGAAUAUUUAUAAAAAUUGCAUUAAAAAGGUAUUUAUAUAUAAAAUGCUGUUUUUGUUGUAGACUGUACAGUUUGUUCAAGGAAUAUUUGUUGAAAAGUAUGAUCCUACGAUAGAAGACUCCUACCGAAAGGUAUGCACAUUAUUUUAAGUUGUAGUAUACCUUUAAGUGAAUAGCAUAUUUUGUGUUAUUGAAAACAGUAGCCUACAACCUAAAUGUAAUACAACAGUGAAAGUUACCUGCUUUGUUUUUCGAUGUGGCUAAGUUACAACCCAACCCAACCCAACUUGAGAAGGCUACAGGCAUUUCUAGUCAGAUUGGAAUAGGUCCUUUUCGAGAUGGAAAGAAGCUUGACCUAGCUUUCGGCAGUCAAAAAAUAAAAGUAGGGCAGCUUGGUUAGCUUGUGUCAUGAAGGCUACUGGGCUCUGUUUUGAGCACUAAGCACUUUUGAACAAAGCAACUGUCCACAACUUACCAUACCAUAGUGACAAAAAAAAACUACCAACUUUCCGUGAAUGAUCUGGAAGAACCCAGUGAUGUUUCAUGAAGCUAAGUGAGGGUGGACCAGUUCACUGCCAGAAUGGGAAAGGCCAGGAAGUGCUCUGAGUUUUCCAAAAGGAAAAAUGUGGUGGUUUGUAAUUAAAACAUAAGAAUAAACCAUAUAGACACAAUUAUAGCAGUAUGAACUAAAAUGAGUCACUAUGGUCAAGAGGAACAUUGUGUUAAUGGCAAACAGUAGAUGUCUUGAGCUCUAAAAGGCAUGCACUUAACCUGCAUUGUAGCACAUUACUUGAGCAUUUUCCAACCUGGUGUCCUCCAACUGUUUUGGAAUAAAACUCCCAUAACCCCUAACCAUUGGAUAUUCUGGCUGGGGUUGUUGGGAGUGGUGGACUGGGGUAUUUGGUAUUAGGAAAAAUGGGCUCCCCCCCCCAAAUGUCCUUAAAUGGUAACAAACACUUUCUUGCUGUCAUCUUGUUCUUCUUCUGCUUUCACCUUCCCCUCUGCUCGAAUUUAGUGUGCAGUUCUUGCUACAAAAUAAAUCCCGACCCAAGCAAAAUUAACAUAUCUAUUUUGCUAUUUUAUUAUAAACUCUCAAACUCUCUUUCAGCCUGCCAACUGCUUUGACUAUGGUAAGGGAAAUAAUCUUGUGCAUUGUGGGUAUAACUUGUAAAGGCAAGUUAAUGAGUAUUUGAAGUCUUGCUGUUUAUACUUCAGUACAAAAUUGUGUCUUCUUCUUUUUUGACAGCAAGUUGAAGUAGAUGCACAACAAUGUAUGCUUGAAAUCUUAGACACAGCAGGAACGGUAUGUAAAAAUAAGACUAAGUGUAAAACUACUAUAGGUCAACUUUUACAAAUGAAAGUGUUUACAGAGCAAUAGCUUGAGCUACAGAACAAGCCAUUCCAGUUAAUUUCUGUAAACAUGCAUAAGACUAUUAGUAUAUGAUUGUUUUCAUUUUUGUUUAUUUAAGAGUGUAUAUGUUAUCCAUGAAUUAAAAAAAAAUGAGCUACAGAACAAACUAAGUUUUUAUCAGUGUCUCUUGACAACGGUCAGCAUGUCACUGUCAUUCUUUGCUAAGUUACAAAUAAAUUGUUCUUCUUCCCCAACCUGUUUGACAAAACUAUACAAGUGACAUUAUUGAUAAGUAGAAGGGGUAAUAUCAGUGGAGGAGGAGGAGGAAAUGAGCAUUGAAUUCUAAAAUGAUAGAGGGUUAGUUUUCUGUACAUGUUUGAAAGGUAUUAAAUGCUCACAAUCACUUCAGCAUCUUGAUGUUCAGCAUCUGUUUAAAAAUUGUUUUCCAGCAGGCACACUAAGCUUGUGGUAUGGUAUGAAGUUUGUAUAUGUAGAGCAACUGAUCUGCAUACGCAAACCUGUACUAAUUAUAUCUUGCGUAUAAGGAGAAACGGUACACCAAUCUUUGGAUCCAUCCUGUGACUCCCUCCCAAAACACACGCACACACAAAAAAAUGUGUCUGCACUAUAGUCCUGCAGAAGGUGCAGCUUUAUUUUCAGUCCCUUGCCUAUGCCUUUUAUAGUGCAGCUCUUUGCUGAGUUGGUAUUUUUCACUCAGCUUUCCACCACCUUCCCAAUAUCAUUCAUAGAUAGUCUGUCAGUUCUGACACCACAUAUGAAGCAGUGCUGUGGGUUUCCCAGAAAAUUUUCUGCUGUCCUAAAUCAAUCAAAACCAGAGUUACCAUAUCUAUUUGUCUUAUAUUGUUAUGUUUCCUGAGGGGUGUCAUAUAUUACAUUCUGUAUAAAUAUCUCAAAGUGUUUGCGGUAGCCCAAAGUAGUUCAGUGAAAAUAUUUGACUCAGGGGGGAAAGCAAGAUGGUGUGUUUCGUGUAAUUUAAUUCUUAUGCAAGCAAAUACUAAUUGUAAUUCAGACCUACUUUUUCCCUUCUCUUUCCCCAAACCCAUAUCUCUUUGUGGUAUGCCUUUUGAGAUUGUAAGCCCAAGCACAGGGGCUUAAUUCUGAUAUUUGUUAGUCGGUCUGGUCUGUGAACUUCUUUUCAGCUGAAGAGCAGGACAGAAAUGCUGUAAAUAAAUUCAAAAAUGUACCUGGGGUUUUAAAAAUACUAAAUAAUAUCUCCUCCCCCGCCCUACAUUAUUUAAAGGGGAGAAAUGAAGGCACUGAAACGAUAAAUCAUUGAGGUGGUAUCCUGCCAAGAAUGGCUAACUUGUCUAUUGAUUCCAAUGGGUCUACACUGAGUUUGACUUAGCCAUGUACCACCCACCAAUUUAAACAUGCCUAAAGAGCAGUGCACAUGAAUAUUUGCCCUCUAGUCACCGCAAAGUUAAAUACAACUUUGAUUAUAUAUUUGAUUUUGUUCUGUAUCCAUUCUGACUACCCAACUUUACUAACGUUGGAUCCCUUCAUUAUACCACUAAUUUUUAGGAGGAAAAGGCUGUUCUAAAAACUGAAAAUCAGGGUUGACUACCUGUCAGUCACCUGGUGUCAAAAACCAUACAGGAAAAGGCUCAGUGCUUUACAAGCCCUGAUGUGGCCCUUGCAAAGAACAGUGCACAGGGCUUUGCAAACUAUGACGAACAGCAAAACUGGGUAUAUUACACAGAUAUACAAGCCCUGAAGAUAAGCUGAUCAUCAGCGCCUCUGUGCACAGGGCUUUACAAGUGCCACUGAUCAGCUGCAAAGCCCCUUUUGGCGCAGCUGAGUGUUUACCUGCCCCAGACCUGAUGUCAUAUAUGAUGAUAGGUGUAGGGCAGGUGUGUGCCUCACAAGCCAAAUGGGGAGACCUGGUCCUAAUUAGGUCCAUGGGAUGGAGGUUCCCCACUGCUGGUAUAGAACAAGAUGCUGCCUGAAAAGAGCGGGGAAAGAUGGAAAAACUUGUUAACUGACUAAAGAUAGCUGGAACUCUGAAGUUUCACUACUAAUUUACAGUGUGUUUAAUCCAUCUGCUUGUUAGACUGAUGCCUUUUUCCCCUGUAAAUCUGUAAUUCUUGACACAAUGCUUCCAGCUUAUUUUGAGUAAGUGUCAACUGAUUACUUUACAUGUCCAGAAAGCCAGCCAGCUCCUGUUUAGAAAAAACGGGAUAGGAAAAGUAAAUUCAUGCUUAGGGGGGAAGAAUUGCUGUGUGAUCAGUCCUCAUAAGUCAGGCUGCAUUUGUCAGAUAACUGUUCUGAGUUCUCCAUUUCUGUCAUUGUGUUUUACAGGAACAGUUUACAGCCAUGAGAGACCUCUACAUGAAAAAUGGUCAAGGGUUUGCUUUAGUAUAUUCCAUCACAGCACAGUCCACAUUUAAUGAUUUGCAGGAUCUAAGAGAACAGAUUCUUCGAGUCAAAGACACUGAUGAUGUAAGCAGUCUUCCUAAGCAUUGUUUGCAAAUGGCCAGUGGAGGUUCUCUUUAGAAGCACAGCUUAUGGCUCUUCUAUAGCCAGUGUUCUACAAUAAGGACAUGAUCUGAUGUAUGCAUAGUAACUUGCCUUGGGUGAAAAUGGGAUUCCUGUUGUCUCUUUCCUUGAUAUGUGGCCACUCAACAGAAGAUCUGCUGCUACUUUUAUGACUAUUGUAUAAAAAUGUAAUUGAACUAGCACAAAUUCACUAUCAAAGCUUUAAAGACAGAAUAAGCAAGAAUCAUAAAUAUAAAAGAUAUUCUUUAAGUGGGACUUUAUUAUUUAAAAUGGGACUUUGGAAGAUAAACUAUGCAUACAGGCCAAGACAGGAUUCAUACUGUGUUUCAAAACGUAAACAAUGCUUGGAUAUUCAAUUCCUUGAUUAAGUAGAGACGUGUGUGCAGCUGGCCAUUUUAAAACAUUACAAAACAAUGAGUACUGUCUGUGAUGUUAAUUUGGAGCCAGAAGGAAGAGCACUGCUGGUUGGAUUCAAAAGAAGCUGGUGCUUUGCUUUACUGCAUUACUAUAUUGUGCCAUAUUGCUCCGUCUCAGAUUCCAAUUAUCUCAUUAGAAUAAGUUGCUCUUUUAGGUUCAGAAAGUGGUGAAUCAUACAAAGGCAGUGGAUUAUUUUACAAGAUAAUAUAACAGCCCUAAAUGUUAUGUUAAAAUGAAAUGUAGAUUCAAGUACAGAACUGCAGUGCUGUAUAACUUGGAUUUGAGAACUCCAAAUCUAAGCUACUAGUGGCUUCAUUCUCAAAUGUUGAUGUCUUAAAAUUACUUUAACAAUAUGAUGCAUUUUAAAUGCAUUACCUCUAGUUUGAUUGUGUAAGAAUCCAGUUUUCAAUUAAGACUUCAGAUAUAACUUUCAGAGUGUGACUGAUUAGUAUCGGAAAUUAUUUAACUUUUCACAGUAGUAGUUAUUUAAUUUACAUUUUAAAUCUUUACUUAAUGUUUAUCAUUUUAGGUACCAAUGAUUCUGGUUGGCAACAAGUGCGAUUUGGAAGAUGAAAGAGUUGUGGGAAAGGAACAAGGACAGAAUUUAGCAAGGCAAUGGAAUAACUGUGCAUUCUUAGAGUCUUCUGCAAAAUCAAAAAUAAAUGUUAAUGAGGUAAAUAAAUAAUUUUACACAUUUAAUUUUACUUUGUUUAUCCCAAACCCACACGACCACUAUUAUCAGCUUUUGUGAGUUUUUAAUCACUUUCAUUAUUCUAGUGUAAAAUUAGAUGUAAAUUUGUACCUAAUUCCUAUUGAAAUCAGUGGGAUAUGUCAUUCGUUGCUGACAUAUCCUGUUAAUUUCAAUAAAAUGCAGGUCUGGCAAACCUGUCUAAGUUGUUAUGAAUUCUACCUCAGUGCUAAGGCAGAAUUAUGAUCUCUGCUUCUGGAAAAGUCCAGCAGAAAGGGGAAGAGAUCACUGCUCCAGAAAGGGGAGAUACCCUUUUUUGUUCUUGGCAUAAAGUAGGGAGAGAAUUGUCACCCCUGGAAAAUGAUUAACUAAUGGCAUGAGGUUUCAUAGGCAACAAUCCACUUCAUGAGAAUGAGGGAGACUAGUUGGUCUAAACAGCAAAGGGUAUUGUACCUCCUUAAAGACUAACAGAUUUGUUGGUCUUCAAGGUGCCACAAGAGGUAGCCCAUGGGUAGCCAACAUGAUGCCUUCUAGGUGUUGUCAACAACUCCCAUCAGUUGUAAUGGUUGGGAAUUUGAAGGGCAUCAUGUUAGCUACCCAAUUUAGCCUAUUAGAGCAAAAACAAUAUGGCUAUCCUUCUAGAAAUAGACAAUCUAAUUCACCAUGGCAUUGUCUUCUGUUAAAGCCAAAACAACUGCUCCUUUGAAGUUUGAAUGCUUCUAAAUGUUAGAAAUUAAUAAUCCUGUUUUGGAAACUUGUACAGUGGUACCUCGGGUUAAGAACUUAAUUCGUUCUGGAGGUCUGUUCUUAACCUGAAACUGUUCUUAACCUGAAGCACCACUUUAGCUAAUGGGGCCUCCCGCUGCUGCUGGAGCACGAUUUCUGUUCUCAUCCUGAAGCAAAGUUCUUAACCCGAGGUAAUAUUUCUGGGUUAGCGGAGUCUGUAACCUGAAGCGUAUGUAACCCGAGGUGCCACUGUAUAAAUGAUGUGAACAGAUUGGAUGACUGUUUGUUGGCUUCUCUGAUGUAAAGAUACACAGCUGCAGAAGACAUCAUUGGUGAUGGGACUGUUCUAGUUAUUCCUAAAACUUAAAAUGGCAAUCUUGGACUACAUUUGGGGGACAUGCACAUUACAACUGACAACACAUUUGAUCUUUUUCCCCCAUGGAAUUUCUUUCUUUGAAACUGGUCAGAAUGCCUUAAACUUCCAACAGCUUUUUUAAAAAAGCAUGAGCUCUUUAAGAGCAACUAUCAGUUAUGGGUUAUUUGCAGUAUUUCCCCGUGUUUCCCAGGGAACUCCUGAAUUGCGCAUAAAAACUAUUCAAGCAAAAAUUGAGCAGGUCUAUGGAAGUAGGGGCAGAAAGAAUUUUUGAAACAACUUUUGUGUGGGGAAACUAGCUUUUCAGGAUGACAUUUACUCUAAAACAUAGCCAGCUAUUAAAUGAAUAGCUUCAUUUUAUGUGCACAUAGUCUAGAAUUUAUAUGAAACUGUAAGGCUUUAAAACAUUUUAUCUUACGAAAGACCUAUUCACAUUAUUUGACCCUUAGAACUGGAUCAGGAUCUCCUGCUUUUUUUCCUUAAUGCAAUGUUUGUUCACCUGUCAAUUACAUGAUGUCACUAUCGCCAUUGUGUUUCCUUUUGUCUCUGCAACUUAUCAGUGAUUUCAAACUUUACUUCCUUUGCUUGAGUGGUUUGAUUUCAAACUAUGCAAGCAAUGGAUGCAUUUCUCUGGUGGACUUGGUUUAAGUGGGGCUUUGAUCAGCAUUGCUUGCCAAAGAACAAUUGAGAGCACACUUAAGGCUCCUGGUUUCCCCUUUGAAACUGUCUUUACCUGCCUCAUAUGGGCCAGACAUUCGCUACUGCUGAUGUACAAAACAGGCCCAAAAUAUUUGUGGGAUUCUUUUGCUUAACAUAGGAGGAAAUUAGUCCCCAAAUAUUCAUGCUGAAUUGUAUGUAAAGUAAAGCUUCCUCAAAAUCCAAGCUUAUUGUGUGCAUUUCUUGGAAAUAAGGGGUCUUCAGUGGUGCUACUCCCUAGAAAGUGUUUAGGAUUGCAAUCUCAGUCUUGUCUGCCAACCCCCUUGAAAAGAGUCAGGGUCUUAUUUGCAUGAUUUGCAUUUCUGGUGGGGGGGGGACUGGGAAAAGUAGCAGUUGUCAAUUUUAAGAACUGUGGAAGGCAGAAUAUAAGCGCUACACAUCAGAAUUUCGUUUGUGGCUGCAGUGGUAUUUAAAUGUCAUGUUUAAAAGCUAUGAAGCCUGAAAAUGAUCCCACUUGAAAAACACUGAAUAUAUGAAGCAAACUUUGUAUUCACAGAUCUUCUACGACCUUGUGCGACAAAUUAACAGAAAAACUCCAGUACCUGGGAAAGCACGCAAAAAGUCAUCUUGUCAGCUACUUUAAUAUAUGUGUGUACUGUAGCACUGAGCCAGGUAAGUGUAAGCAAAGUCUUGCCACACUGAAAGCCACAACAAAUAGUGCUGUAUUUUUAAAUGAUUGAUUUAUUCGCAUUCGCCGUGCUGAGAUGCUUUUGAUCAUUUCAAUCUGGUUUUAAAUUAUAACACUAUAUCUGCAUCCAUGUGCACUUGAAUAUGCAUGAAGGAUUGCCAGCUCUUUAUAGGAUGGGUCAAAAAUUCAAAGUUAAUGGCUUGGGAUUCAGAUAUAGCCUUGUGCAAGUAAAAGGUACUUCUGGCAAUGUUGUGGGGGAUCUGACUUUUUUUGCCAGUUGCUUCUUGCUGCAACCUCCUGUGACACUUCUCUCAGACCUCAGGAGCACUUUUUCAGGGGCUGCAGUAGGAAAGAGGUGGAAAAAUCCUGUUCUGAGAGCAAGAAUUUCACUUGGGGGCAGUUGGAAUUGAACCCUCUCUUGAAAUGGGAAACAAAUUUUAACGCAACUGAAACAUUUAAUGUAGGAUACACCUUUUUUCGAUAUAGUGAUUCUCUUUCAUUGCUUAAAUACCAUCUGAGUAUUAAUCUCUGUUUCUCUUUAUGUUCCAGGUCUGAAGAACUGUUGCUGACUACAACAGUGCCAGCAUUCCAACUUUAUUAAACCUACCAACAACUUAAAAUGGACUUUCCUGUGGUGGUACCCUUUGUGAAAUGGAUGACAGCUACUACAUCAGUUUGCACAUUCUAAUCACUUUCCAGUGUCACGAGAGAUUUUUACUUAUAAAUAAUCUAAAUGUAUGCAACUGGUAAAACCAGAGCCUACAUCCAGUAUUACUGAUAAGAGACAUUGUUCAUCCACCAAUGUUGUACAUGUAUGAAAACUGUACUGUAUACUGCAACAAACCCCAUACUUCCUAUUGGAGAGUACAAUAAUGUAAAUCCGAAAAGCACCACUAUUUUAGCGUAAUAAAAGAAAGUCCAAAGAGCUCCUAUAUAUAGACUACUCCAGAUAACUUUGCUUCAUCGGUAUUUGUAGCUUAUUGUAACUUUUUUAAAAGAAAAAUACAGGAUCACCAUUGUAUUGUACAAAAGCGCUUUGAUUAACUCAACAGCUAUAUAGUUUUUUAAUUUUAGGAUAAAAAACCUGUGGAGACAGUGAUCUAGUCUUUAAAAUGAGUCCUUUCAGUAUAAUGUCUGUCUAAAGACAUUGCCUUUAAUAUCUGUUGGGAAGGAAAUGUCCAGAUUUUUCAACCUUUUAUUGUAUGUUUCCUUUUCCUUGUUUACAUAGGGAACAAUGUUUAUAGUUGUGUGUACAGUGGGGGUCUACAACAAGAAGUGUAUAUUUUAAAACAAUUUUUUAAUGAUUUAACAAUUUUUUGUAAAUCAUUUUGGCUUCUGCAGCUGUAGAUUCUCACUGUGAAUUCCCUUGCUUGCUCAUGCAUAAGUGUAUUUGCAAUACCAAAUAUACAGGUUUAGUACUUUUGCCUGUUAGUGAUUGUUUUACAUGUGUAACGUUUUGGUUGAGAUGUUAAAUGGUGGACGAGUACUGUGGAUGUGAAUGUGGGAAGUAAUUUUAAUCAUGUGUAAUUGGUCCCAGGGCCUAAGUUGCAGUAAUUACCUUUUUGCAGAUUUAUUUAACAAUGCCUUGUUGCUUUGUAUGCAUUAACGUUUGGGUGUAAAGAUUGCGUGUAAAAUCCAACAGGGAGCCACAGUAUUUAAAUUGACCAACCUAAUGUUACAACUGCUUUGAGGUGGCCAAAUGUAAACUAAAAGCCUUAAUUAAAAGUGGUGCAAUUUUGUAUGACUUAGCAUCAGUAGUUCAAUAAAUUUGGAUUGCCAUGCAAGGGCUUGCAUUACAACUACCUGUAAUUGAAUGUUUUGUGUAAUGUUUCAGUGAGAUCAGUAAUGUGUUAAAAUGUGUGUUUGGCAAUUAGAAUUUGAAACCCCAAGGAAUCAUUGCUUGUCCAUCCUAUACAAGUCAGACUACUUACACAUUCUCCUAAAUAAUCAUGGAUGUGCUCUAACCACUAAUGUUGCCAUAAUUUACUGGUUUCAGUGGAAACAUUCCAGAGUUAGGUCAGCCUCCGUUGCUGAGUAUCUUUGCUAAGAAAUGUGAUAGAAGGAAAAAGAGAGUGGGAUUAUUUUUACCAACCUUCUUUGUCCCAAGAGGGUACUGGUAUAUGCUAAACCUAGAACUAUGUUAAGUUUACAAAUACUUUGAGGCCUGAAAGACAUCAGAUGCCCAAAUGGAGUAGUCUUAAAAGCUGCUUGUUUCUAGAUAAUUCAAAACUAUUAUUGGCUAUGCAUAAAGAAUCCUAUGUAGUCUGCUUGUUCUCAAGUAAAAAAAUACCAGGUUAAUUGAGCCACAAAUUCAUGGAAGCAUGGGGUAUCUGAAAUGUACAGGCAAGGUUCCCCAGAUGCUUGCUGUUUUUCGCAAAAAUAUGGACAGCGCAAGUUGACCAACUAUGAGUUGGGUAUUCGUUUUAUCUUGGCUACUGAAGUCCAGUCACAAGAACCUGAAGUUACUGGGGCAGGAACUGUAUUUCAGAAUGCUGAAUCACAGUACAGUAUUGGGAUUUUUUCUAAUCCUAGCUAAAGAAACCAGCUGCAUGCAGGUGACUUGGCAAAAGGUUCAGUUUUUUAUAAAGCCUUUCAUUUUUUGAUAAACUGUGAAGCAGAUAGCACAGGCAAUAGUUGAUACUAUGGCCUGGGUUACUGCUUGGUUGGUAGUUUCUUGCAACCUUGUCUGCCUUUGAGAACUGAAUCUUAACUAUACUGAAAAAUGCUCAUUAACAUCCUUGGGUUGGAAAGAAGUCUGUUUCACUGGUAAGAUCUGGCACUCUGUUCGUGGGUGAGUAUAACUUGUGUGUGCUGCUGUACUUAUUGGUAGUCUGGACAGGCAGGACUACUAUACAAAGCAGCCUUGUACAUAGCCCUGUGUGGGAGAAAUCUCUUGCCAGUUCUAGUCCUCCCAUGCUCCAAAUAGGGCUUUUGCAGAGCUCUGCCAAUUUUGAAGCAGCUGGGCUUUUUUCUCACCAUCACUGGAUUUUAGGUAGAAAAGGAGCCAGCAGAGAAACGUAGCUGGUUAACUGCAUUCAUAUGAGAAAGGAUGACUACACCAAAAUGCAUUAGUCUUGGUUCUGCAGCUACAGCAAUUUCCUAAGAGAUUGUGCAUGACUUUUCUGUACAGUAUAAAAUAUAGUGCCAAACAAUCGUAUAUACAAUGCUUUUUGUCACAGCUUUUGGAUAAGAUUGUUUUAUUCAUAUCUCAUCCUUUAUUUCCUCACAGCUGUUCAUUUGCAGAACACUACAGGCUGUAACAUUAAGUAACCCUAAAGGUGUAUGUGCACGUACCUUAAAGUUGCAGGAAAGAUUCAUACAGCCUUCCUGCAGCUUAAGAUACAGUAUGUAUUCCUGGCCCAAAAAAGUUCCUCCUGGGUUUUCAAAUGUGAGUCUUUAGUGGGAACCAAACUCAUAACUCACCAUGGUGGUGGUGUUGUUUUUUUUAAAAAAAAUAAACACCAAACUGCCUGUGUCUUUUUAAAUAACUGGCUGUGUUUUGAUAAUUGCAGUUAAUCGUAACCCUCCCCUCAAAUUCAUUGCUCACUUUUUUAAAAGGUUAGUAUUUCCCGGUUAAUACAUACUGUGUAACAUCACUUUUCAAACUCCGUAUAGUUCUGUAUUUCUUCUGCUUAUUCUAGUUCACAGGAUUAGGUUUUUGGCAAGGUAUUACUAGCUACUUGUCUUUCAUGAUAGUGUACUUUCUGUCUCCCUUGGCACAGCAAAUCUGAAGCAAACAUCUCCAAGAAGAAUGCAAUAGGAGAAACUUGUUCUCAAAAGUGCCAGCAUAAGAGGUUUUAUUACAGCUCAAGGCAUUUCGGAAUUCAUGUUCCUUUAGGAGCAAUCUUAAACUUUCACAAUACAAAUACUUCCUAUCUGUCACCAUGGUCUUCCUCAUAGUGCCAGAUAGGUAGCAAUAUUUGUGCAAGCUGCUUCAGCUGCCUAAUGUUCACAUUCUGUAGAAUAUUGCUUCUUGAGUAAAAGCUGACUUCCAAAACUAGUAAGUCCAUGCUUUGUGGGGAAGAGUUUCUCCUUUUGUAUUAUUACUGGCUUCUGUGCCUAGUUUGUUUCUAACUCAUCCAUGCUCGGUGGAUCUGCAGUUCAACAUCUGUGUUAGGAUUAUCACUGUCAGGAUAUCUUAAAGGACAUUUGUACUGAUGCGGAGUGGGGAGCUCGCAUUGGCAGAAGCAGCCCUGUCUCUGGUGGUGUCUCCUUGUCAAGGCGCAGAAGCUUUCAAUGUGAAGCAACCUCUAUCUCCUAGCAUUUCCACUUGCCAGGUUGUCUUUUCUGUCUGGGUUGUGUGUGUUGGAUUUGUAUUGAAAGAACAGUUCCAUGGCUUCAUGUAUGAAUGACCAGCCCUACUGCUACACUAGCAACUGUUAACAUGCAUUUUAGUGUAAACCCAUUAGCUAGCCCGCCCUACUCUCCCUGUGACAUGUCUUCCCAGUUCUUGCUCUGUAAGAGAACUGUUUAAUCUCUUGCCAAUUUAAUUGUAAUGGGUGGAUAUUUGGGAUGCUUUACCUGUAAACCUAAUUUCAAUGCUAAUAAAGGAAAUUGAUUUUUCUUUG